Messenger RNA from Brassicogethes aeneus, 986 nucleotides. The record is from the annotation of a GenBank genome assembly. NCBI's taxonomy places the organism in Eukaryota, Metazoa, Arthropoda, Insecta, Coleoptera, Nitidulidae.
AAUAAUUUUUAAAAACGGCGGGCUCCCCACCAUUGAUAUAACGGUUUAGCGGUGGUGGGAGAAAAGAACGCCAAAUUGCAGCCGGUAUCUUAGGUAUCUUAGGCCGGUAUACAAGCUUUGUUCUGUGAAUAAUUGAUAAAUGAUCAUACAAUAUAAUAGAUAAAUAGGUAAACGAGUUUGUGAAGUUUGUUCCAAAGAAAAAGAAUUUGUUGUUUGUUACAAUGAAAGAAUACGCCAUUGUGCGUUUUGUGGAAACGAACGAUUUCUCAGAAAUUCCGAAUAAUUGGAUACAGAAUAGAAAUUCAGAAAAAAUAACAUGCAAAUGGCCGCCACCGACAGUAAAAAAUACCAAUAGUUUAAUAAAAAGUAGGUGCAGUCCUGGUAUAGACUGGCUUUCAUACGAAAUUGAAAUUCUAAAAUAUUGUGAUACACUGGAGAAAGCAAGAAAGUUGGCAGAAGAUGCAGAUUAUACAUCGUCAGAUGAAAUUUUGGGUCGAGGAUGCAGAAAAAGGCAACCCAGUGCUGUUGCCAGUAUGGAAAUAAAUUUAAAUGAAUCAGAAAGCUCUGAUGAUGACUUAACAAAUAUACCUGCUUCUCAAUUGCCCACAUUUAGGGCUGAUAAUAUUGCCACUGAGAGCACCACAAAUAAUUUUGACAAUAUGUCAGAAGUCCUCUUCGUGGAAGUUGAUGGGAAUAAUUAUGGGGAGAAUAAAGAGAAUGUUAUUCAACGCCUGCAAAAUGUUGAAGAGGUGAUUUUGAAAAAAUUUCCCGAUUGGACCUGCGCCGAAUUCGAAAAAACGGGGUUAAAUUGGUUUAGACUAGGCAGUCAACGUUCUGGCAACCAACCAAGCCAAAAACAAAAAAGGAAUUCUGAAACAGCAACAAGUAAUGCUGAAACCAAGAAGAUUAGAUAUACAAUAUUCCCAACACAACACAACCAAACAUUGUAAUUAAAUUUCAUGCAAUAUUUUCUACUGAAAUAUUUC